AUGUUCCUGAGUGAUAAUGCAUUCACUGUGAGCUCAAACCUAAAGAGGUUUUCGACGACGUUGGUUCUUCCUCCUCGUCCUGCGCCGCGAUCUCUCCUCCUCAGACUCCCUCGUCUCCGUCGAUUAGUUUCUCUAAAGAAAAUGCCAAAGGUUAAGACCAACCGAGUCAAGUACCCACAAGGAUGGGAGUUGAUUGAGCCUACUCUUCGACAACUAGAUGCACAGAUGAGAGAAGCUGAGAUGGAUACACAUGAUGGCAAGAGAAAGUGUGAAACUUUAUGGCCAAUCUUCAAAGUGUCUCACCAGAGGAGUCGUUAUGUAUAUGAGCUUUACUACCGAAGGGAGGAAAUAUCUAAAGAGCUCUAUGAGUUCUGCUUGGAUCAGGGCUAUGCAGAUCGUAGCCUCAUUGCCAAAUGGAAAAAGUCGGGAUAUGAACGUUUGUGCUGCUUGCGCUGCAUACAGCCAAGAGACCACAACUAUGGAACAACAUGUGUAUGCCGUGUUCCCAAGAAACUGCGUGAAGAGAAAGCGGUUGAAUGCGUUCACUGCGGUUGUCAAGGAUGCGCCAGUGGCGAUUAA
Molecule: messenger RNA, 579 nt
Organism: Microthlaspi erraticum
Lineage: Eukaryota; Viridiplantae; Streptophyta; Magnoliopsida; Brassicales; Brassicaceae
Source: the annotation of a GenBank genome assembly